UGUAGCCCAUCUCAUCUCUCUCAAUUCACGCCCAAAUUCUGCCGAUCAUCUGUCUCUCUCAUUUGAUCUCUUUGGGCCUGUGGAGCCCACACUCCUACCAUCAAUUUUUCAUUUUCUUGCUCUGAAAGAAAUUAGUAGUUAUUUUCUCUUCUUCUUUUUUGAUACUUCAUAUUUUCGCAAACAAAAGCAGAACGAAAAUUCACAAACUACAGCAAUAAUCAUGGACCCCGCGAAGACGAUACCACUGGAAGGCCGCGCCGACGAUUUGCUACGCUUCGGGAUCCACGGCGUCAAGAGCGAUAUCAUCGAACCCCACCCUCUUCAAUCUGCCCGUCGCUCUGCGAAGCAAACGCAAGAAGAGAUGAAGAAGAAAAUCCUGGCGAAUACUUACGGCGCAGCAUUCCUGAUGAAGAUGGAGAUGGAUCGUCAGAUUCUCUCCAAAUUUCAAAGGCCUCCUGGUGUAGUACAUUCGUCGUUUGUAGGUCUAGAGGCCUUUACUGGAACUAUGGAAGAGUUUGGUUUUGAAGAUUAUCUCAACGAUCCUAGGGAGUCUGAAUCAUACCGUCCAGUUGACCUGCAUCACGGUAUGGAAGUUCGUCUUGGUCUGUCGAAAGGACCGCCAUGCCCCAGUUUCAUGUGAAGCAUGGAUCCUAGGCCUUCUCUUGGUGUAUUGAUACUAUUACAUUUUUCUCUGUCCACUUAAUAGACUGUGUUCUUGGUGUAUUCAUACAUGGAAUUUAUCAUUGGCAUGAGUAUCGCAUGUUCUUUCCUUUUUUGUUUGAUUA
Salvia miltiorrhiza (redroot sage) is the source of this 785-nucleotide messenger RNA. Its product is annotated as cyclin-B1-2-like. Gene Ontology annotation, cellular component: cytoplasm; nucleus. Gene Ontology annotation, biological process: proteasome assembly. The transcript is spliced from 4 exons. NCBI's taxonomy places the organism in Eukaryota, Viridiplantae, Streptophyta, Magnoliopsida, Lamiales, Lamiaceae. Bases 221 to 640 code for a protein of 139 amino acids. The record is from RefSeq and is a predicted model, not a curated record.